Pelagomonas calceolata is the source of this 1265-nucleotide messenger RNA. Lineage: Eukaryota; Pelagophyceae; Pelagomonadales; Pelagomonadaceae. The record is from the annotation of a GenBank genome assembly.
GCUCGCGCACGUCGCCGUGUACGGCCACUGCAAGCACAAGCACCCAGCAUUGCUGUAUCGUUGUGGAAACUGUUCCAUAAAACGAGAACAGAACGAAUUUGCAUCGAUAGCGGUGCUCAGCUACUGCAAAACAAAGGCUGCAACACGGCACACGAGCCGUAGCACUCGACUCGUCGCGCGUGACCAACAACAAACACUGCCAAGAUAAUGUCCUUCGCCGCCGUCACGGGUCGAGCCGUCCGCUGGGGCGUCAUGGGCACGGGCACGAUCGCGCACGACUUCGUCAAGGUGCUGCAGGCGCUACCAAAUUGCGAAGUCGCCGCCGUCGGCUCGCGGUCGGACGAAGGAGCAGCUAGAUUUGGGGAUGCGCAUAACAUUAGUGGAAGGCAUGGCUCCUAUGAAAGUUUAGCGCGGGACGACUCGUUGGACAUCGUCUACGUCGCGACGCCGUCGAUGCGCCACGUCGACGACUCGUUGUUAUGUCUUGAGGCCGGGCGCCACGUGCUCUGCGAGAAGGCCAUGGCGCCCUCGCUCCAAGAAGCGAAGAAAGUAGUAGAUAAAGCGGUAGCCGAGGACCGCUUCUUUUUACACGGCGUGUGGUCGCGGUUUUUCCCAGCCAUGGCCGAGAUCCGCAAAACACUCCGGAGCGGUAUUAUUGGAGACGUCUACGCGGCGCACGCGUCCUUCGGCCAGAAUGAUGGGGCGGGGCAAGCUUCCGCCACGUUGGAAACGGGUAUUUACUGCGCGCAGUUUCUGCAGUGGGCAUUUGAUGGAGAUGCUCCCGAAUCUGUGGAAGGUGUAUCUUAUUCUUUAGCGGAUUCCGGUCUAGAUCAACAUGUGGGCGCCUUGCUACGAUUCCCGGGCGACCGCAUCGGCACGUUCGAGUGUUCAUUAAGGCACCCGACGCCGCGCGGCGCGACGAUUUGUGGUAGCAAGGGCGUUUUGCAGGUGCCGUUCCCCUUCUGGUGUCCUACACAAUUCAGUGUGCAGACGAUGACCGGUUUAGGAUCGCAGGACUGGUCCGAGCCCCAGACUUAUACUUUCGACCUGCCUGCCGUGGAGGGCCCCUUCAACUUCGUGAACUCCGAAGGUUUAUUAUAUGAGGCCCAGGCCGUCAACGACUGCCUCGCCCAAGGAAAGGCGCAGUGCGACCAGUUCGACCAUCGGGAAAACCUCGCGGUCAUGGGGGUCCUCUCCGAGAUCCGCGGCCGCUGGGGCGGCUCCUAGUAGUAAGUAACAAUUAACAUCACAUGGCUUGGGGCGGU